This is a messenger RNA of Protopterus annectens (West African lungfish), 2685 nucleotides long. RefSeq names its product olfactomedin-like protein 2A. NCBI's taxonomy places the organism in Eukaryota, Metazoa, Chordata, Ceratodontiformes, Protopteridae. Gene Ontology annotation, biological process: signal transduction. The coding region runs from base 122 to 1822 and encodes 566 amino acids. The record is from RefSeq and is a predicted model, not a curated record. The transcript has 8 exons.
CUGCUGUGUACAGACUUAAAAGAAGGGAGUGACAUACACAACUUAAUGAAGAGUCCCUGAUUGAUGGCUUUUUUGGAGCUGAAGAGAACGUGCAUUCUUAGGUGCCAUACAAAGUAUCAGCAUGAAAUACGCUGCGGUCUUCACUUCAGUGGAACUUAUUGUUUUUGCACUCAUACAGAACCAGCACUUUGGAGAGACACAGCUUGUCGAUGGAGUACCUGCUGAUGGAUCCAGCUGCCACUGUCACUGCACUGUCAAGUCUCCCAGCAGCCAUAUCUGCAAGAAGGUGAGGAGUCAGCAAGGACAAAUGGAGCCCCUAUAUUUAGUGUCAGCCCUCUCAUCAGGGCCUAACUGUCACUGCAGCUGUAAGAUGGACAACACAACAUCAUGGAACCCCUGUGAAAUUGACUGGGCUCAGGAGAAGAUCAGAAACAAAGCCUUGGACCUAAUUAAGGUUUUUUCCAUGGCUGAGCAGCUUACAGAGGCUAUGCAAAGCAAUGAGCUAAGAAGGCUGAAUGCAAAUGUGAACAGACUAUCCCUCCAUCUGAAAACUCUGGAGCAGGAGCUGAAAUAUAACGUGACUCUGCGCAGCAGUUCCAUAGAGGAAAGCCAAGUGAACCUCAUGCAUCAUGCCCAGACCUUCAAGAAUUAUUCCGAAACUAUCAGGACACUGGCCAAGCAGCUCUCAAAGCUUAAUCUGUUCCUCAGGCAUAAAGGCUUUAAUACGUCUGUCAAACCAGCAAAGACAAAAUCUCCAAAGCACCCAGAGUUUAUUGAUCAAGGAGUCAGAGAUGGAAAAGAGACAAAAAAGGAUGGAAAGAAGACACUGGCCAUAGGCAAUUUUGGAAAUAAUGUGGGUGUCAAAGAAAGAAGCUCAGCAGGCAGCUCUAGCAACAAGGAAUCAGAAAAACCUGACAGAGCAAGCAGUAUACCAGUUACAGACUUGGAGGAUGGACAAACGAACAAUGGCAGUCCAACCCAGAUCAGGCCAGCUAUUUCAGAAGAGCAGAGCUCAAGUGAGCACUCUAACAGAGUCCGUGAGGAUGAUUGUGCAGGAACCCUAACUGCUGUAGAAGAACCAUUUACCCAUGGAAAGUAUGGAAAAGCUGAGGGAGCAUGGAUGAAGGAUCCAUUAUCUGGAGACGAUAACAUUUAUGUGGCCAACUACCUCUUUGGUAGUACUCUUCUGGAGUUCAGGAAUCUGGAGUACUUCAAACAAGGUCGGGUCAGCAGGUCAUACGGUCUCCCUUGCAGCUGGAUUGGGACAGGCCACGUGGUCUACAAUGGUUCCUUCUACUAUAAUAAGGCAUUUACUCAAACAAUACUGCGUUAUGACCUCCAUCAACGUUCCACAGCAGCAUGGAAUACACUGGAUGACCUAAUUCCCCAGCCUGCUACUCCCUCUCGCUGGAGAGGCUAUUCUGAUGUAAACUUUGCUGCCGAUGAAAGUGGCCUGUGGGUAGUCUAUGCUUCAAAUGACUUUGGCUACCAGCCAGAAGAUGUCCUUGUGGUGGCUAAGAUAGACCCAGUGGAGCUGGUGACAAGGAAAGAGACAACCUGGAAAACAGGACUAAGGCGUCAGUUUUAUGGUAAUUACUUUAUUAUCUGUGGUGUGCUCUAUGUGGUGAAUCAGCAAGCUCAGAAGGAUGGUUCCAUUUCCUUUGCCUAUGACACCCACACUAAUUCUGACACAUCCCCAGGUUUACUUUUCCCUAGUCACAGUACUAUCCUCACCCAACUCGACUAUAACCCAAAGGACAAACUACUUUACGCAUGGGACAAUGGGACACAAGUGACAUACAGCCUUCUAUUUAUAUUUUAAUUUUGCUGUCUGCUGCGAUUGCUGGGACUCUGUAACUAGUAACCAUAAGUUAUGAGAUAUUCAGGUUGUUCCCCUGGAAGAUAGCCAUGAUGACUAGCCAAACCACACUGCAUUAAAGCUGUUUGUAAACCAUACUGGACAUAAACAAUGUGUGGCAGAAGAUUACUAAAAAUGUUGCCCUCCCACUACUACUAUUGCAAAAAAAAAAUUGCCUUUCAAGUUUCUACAUUUUUACUCACUCAGAUGACCAGAUGAGGGCAACAUAUUUCUUCUCUAUGGCUUACUGACAUAUUAAAGUGAAACUUGAAAGGAUAUGGAUACAAUGGAAAAUAAUAAAAGCCUUAAGUCAUUUGAUUAUGUAUCUUAAAGGUUGCAGAACAUUUUUGUUUGGUCUAGCAGUCACGUGAAAAUCACACCCCUCAACCUCUCUGUGCCUUUAUAUGGUUCUAAUAUAAUGAAGAUAACUGGUAAAUCAUGGAGAAGAUAAAAUCAGGAAACAAAUAUCAUAGCACUACACUUAAAUCAUAGUACUUAAGAGGUAUGUGUGAAAUAAACUGUUACUUAAUAUUUACAUCAGCUGAUAAAGUCACUCUCAGUCUUAACUUUACUGUUUUUAAUACUAUGAUAGAAUAGAAUUUAUUUAUUGUCCUGUGCAUUUCUUUAUUUUUUUGAUAUAUAAGUAAUGUAAUUAUGCUUUGAUUUUUUUUCACCUAAAGUUGUCCCUUUGGACAGAGGACAGAAUCCUCCCCCACUGUACCUGAUGAGCACUGAGUAGGCAAAACACCUUUCAGGGUAGAUAGUACUGGAAAUACUGGAUGGCUAGAGUGUAACUGGGUCUAGUUUCUCUAAGGAAUAUACAGGAA